Theobroma umbraticum is the source of this 1143-nucleotide messenger RNA. It is a transcript of the gene PQL3, whose product is annotated as PsbQ-like 3. Gene Ontology annotation, molecular function: calcium ion binding. NCBI's taxonomy places the organism in Eukaryota, Viridiplantae, Streptophyta, Magnoliopsida, Malvales, Malvaceae. Gene Ontology annotation, biological process: photosynthetic electron transport chain; photosynthesis. The record is from RefSeq and is a predicted model, not a curated record. Gene Ontology annotation, cellular component: photosystem II oxygen evolving complex; photosystem II; extrinsic component of membrane.
UGGUUAUAUUUAGUUCAAUGAGGAGUUGGCUCAAAAGUGAGAAGAUAUAGAUUCACCAUUCAAUUAAUUGAGUUACAGAUAAGGGAAAUAAGUAAAUGAAUGGCAAAAGAGGAAAGGCUCAAACCCAAAAGGUAUGAAAGGAUAAGGGAUCACAUUCAAGAGUUAUACAAUUAUCCGCCUUAACUCGAAGCCAGGUACUGCCAUUGCGUCUUCCUUCCCAUUUCGCCUUCCGAGUUUAGCUUCUUCUUUCCUAGCUUAUCCCUUUCAGACAUGAGGACCUGCUUCUCCUUUUUAUCGGCCCGCCCUCAUUUUCUGGUAUAGUUCCAAGGAGCAUACUUGUAGUUCAAGGGAAUGAUAUCAUUAAGACCAAUUCUGGUGUCAAAGUAUAACCAACCCUACUCUUCGAAAACCUUAAUCACCUGCCAUGUAAAACCCUCCAAGGAAAUGCCUCAAAAGCUUCUGCACUCAAACAUAAGUAGAAGGGUAGGAGUCCUAGCAACAAUGACUCCUUUACUAUUGAUAAGGGAAGAGACUGCAUGUGGGCUUGACCUAAGAAUGGUAGCACCAGAGCAGACGCUUGAAGAGGCAGAAAGUGGAGUUGAGAAUCAUGCAAAAGCUUUGUUGCAAGUGAGAGAUUUGAUAGAGUCCAAGUCUUGGCGUGAGGCGCAGAAGCAGUUAAGGAAGAGUUCAUCAUUGUUGAAGCAGGAUAUUUAUACCAUCAUCCAAGGGAAACCUGGAAGCGAAAGGCCUCCACUCAGGAAGCUUUAUUCUAAUCUCUUCAACAAUGUUACUAAACUAGAUUAUGCAGCGAGGGAUGAAGAUGCAUCACGUGUUUGGCAGUGCUACGACAGCAUUGUCUUAGCUCUCAAUGAUAUUUUGUCGAAACUAUAAUCAAGAGUCAUGUCUUUUUUUCAUCCUUCUUGCGCCAUAAGAGCUAACUUUGUGCUGAUGGAAAUUGUAGACAACAAAAAUAUGACAAUCCAAAUCGGUUUCUGGGCAAUCGAAAUACUACAUAUGCUUGCAACAAUCAUCCAAUAAUCGGGGUUCACGCUAAUCAUUCCCUUGUUAUCCUGAAUUUCAAAGAAUUCUGCCGGAAAACAAGCAUCCAAAGGAACCAUAUUUCCAGAUUGCUUGUGAAUAAGG